Sclerotinia trifoliorum is the source of this 3176-nucleotide messenger RNA. NCBI's taxonomy places the organism in Eukaryota, Fungi, Ascomycota, Leotiomycetes, Helotiales, Sclerotiniaceae. The record is from the annotation of a GenBank genome assembly.
AUCGCGGUUGUACAAAUUCACGGCAUAGCAACAACUUGGCAGUCGAACUUAUAAUUGACACUUCACCAUCUUCCAGCUUCGUUUAUUUAUACUGGGAAUCACCCUCCAUUAAUACACUACACUGUCAAGGCAAAAAGCAAAGAAGAAGAUUAUGCGCUGAGAGAUAACCGGUUGGGCUCUUCUCACUUUGGGAUCUUGUUUUGUGCUCUUUGGCUGACACAAAUUAUCCAAACAUAAGGCAGAGGACUUUAACGUCCUUACGAUCAUAACAAGGAAAUAUGACAUCAUCACCAGCAAGCUCUGAUGAGGGCGAGAUUCGAGGUGGAGUUGUGGGGAAGAAGGCAACUACGUCGCUGCGUACAUUCGAUGGCACUUCCGUUGACCGUCAAGACAGAACCCGUUCUAGUACGACUUCUAUGUCACCACGCUCCCCUGAACAACCAUAUAGAUCCAGAGACCAAAGAAGCCGUUCUCCUUAUUCCGACCGAUACUCUCGAGGCUCGAAGAGGACUAGAGAUGACGACCACCCAGACCGUAGCAGAAACGAUCCAAGACGAUUUAAAGUUCAUUACGAAAAUUCAUCUCAAGACUAUAGACGCCGCCCGCAAGUUUCAUACGAAGACAUCGAUAAAGGACCAGCAACCUCAUCUGAAUUACGAUAUGAUGAUCACGAUCAUCGAGAUAGGCAUGCCGAAAAACGAGCCCGAACCAGAAGUCGUUCGCCUUACCGAGCUAACCGGGACGACAGAAAUGGACGAAAAGGACAGGCGAUGAACAAUGGCAGCCGGUAUAGUAAUUACUCUGAUAGGAACAAACCUUACGGGUAUGGAGGUUCAUACCGAAGUUCAAGAGACCAGUCAGUGAGCAAUCGGGAAAAGGGCCCGCUGCCUACUGAUAAUUCAAGAUACGAGGCUAAAACUACUCAAGGGCAAUUGCAACAGCAUAAUUUUCAGAGUAAUGGAACUGCGAUGGAAAUGUACGCUAUUUAUCACCCCUUCCAUUCUCAGCAUUUACUAAUUCAGCUCAGAUCCACCCCUGCAGAGGAAGCUCAUACGGAAGUUGGAGAAGAGCAAGUCGAUGAAGCUACACUCAUAGAGCGACGACGCAAACGUCGCGAAGCAAUCAAAGCUAAGUAUAGAGGUUCUGGCACACCCUUAUUAGUACAGGCUCUGCACUUAGGUGACAAGUCUGGAGGAUCCACUCCUGGACCAGGUGAAGAUGAUAGCCCCUCAGGUCCAACCGGUAAGCAUAUUACACUGUAUCGCAACUUCCUCUCUAAUUCGUUUGCCCUAGCAUCGCCCACAGUCUCGACACCGGCAACUCCUAUGGAUCCAGGAUCCCCUUCCGCGUUCGCAAUCACUGACGAUCAGGACCUUGUCAACUCCCAUGGAAAUUCGACAGCAGGUGAAGAGGAUGGACCUUCGGCUGCAGAUUAUGAUCCAACUGUGGAUAUGAGAGAAGAUAGACAACGCGACGGCCAGCGACACAUUGAUGAGAUAUCGUCCGGAACGUACAAUGAAACGAAUCCCACAUCUGAGCAAGAUGUUCUCCUUCCAGUCGCAAUUGUGCCCGUUGAAGUCAAGGCUCGGAAAGUUAGGGAUGAAUUUGACAUGUUCGCAGACGAUGACGAUGAUGAUAUGUUUGCCGAAGACUCAGUUGCAGAUGAAAAGCCUCAAGCUGUCACGAACGGUGAUGUUGCUAAAGCAGUGCCUAUUCCACAGGCCAAGGAGCUCGACAUAGGCAUGCUUGAUAAUUGGGAUGACCUUGAGGGUUACUACAAAAUUAUCCUGGGAGAACUUUUGAAUGGUAGAUAUCACGUUCAAGCAAACCUUGGAAAAGGUAUGUUCUCCGGUGUAGUUCGUGCUAUGGACAUCACCACAAAAAAGUUGGUUGCAAUCAAGCUUAUUAGGAGUAACGAGACAAUGUAAGUAGGUAUAUAAUUAUUCGAACUAUCAUAAGCUAAUAUCAUCGUAGGAGAAAAGCUGGAAUGAAAGAGAUCGAGAUUUUGCAAAAGAUCAAUGAUGCAGAUCCGGAGGAUAAGAAACAUAUGAUACGGUUGGAACGAUACUUCGAGCACAAAGGUCAUCUGUGUAUGGUCUUCGAACAUUUGAGUAUCAAUCUACGUGAGGUACUGAAGAAAUUUGGAAACAACGUCGGUAUCAACCUCAGAGCAGUGCGAGCUUAUGCCCAGCAAAUGUUCCUCGGACUCAGUUUGAUGAAGAAGUGCAAUAUUUUGCACGCGGAUUUGAAGCCUGAUAACAUUCUGGUAAGUUCAAUUUUAAGUCUAGUUUAAGAUGAUAGAACUUCUUUUCUGAUUCAUCACUAGGUCAAUGAAACUCGAAAUAUGCUCAAGAUUUGUGAUUUGGGAUCAGCUUCUGACGCCACUGACAAUGAGAUCACUCCCUAUCUUGUUUCCCGUUUCUAUCGUGCACCAGAAAUUAUCCUUGGCAUGAAAUAUGACUUUGCCAUCGAUGUGUGGUCUAUUGGAUGUACCCUCUAUGAGCUGUAUACUGGUAAAAUUCUUUUUACUGGUAGAUCCAAUAACCAAAUGUUGCGCUCUAUUAUGGACUGUCGCGGUAAAUUCUCGGUCAAGAUGCUUAAAAAGGCUGAUUUUGCAGGCGUUCAUUUUGAUGACAUGCUGAAUUUCAGGAGUGUUGAGCCUGACAAAUUGACCGGCAAGGAUAUAGUUAAGACGAUGGCAUUUGCAAAGCCAAGCAGAGACCUUCGUACUCGUCUAAUCUCUGCGUCAAAGGGGCUGACAGAGGUUGAGCAGAAAGAGCUGACAUUGUUCGGGGACCUAUUGGAAAGAUGCUUGGCACUUAAUCCAGAGAAAAGAAUUACACCUACGGAAGCACUAAAGCAUCCUUUCAUAGCAAAGAUGAUGAAAUAAAUGGUGGUGGAUUAGGAGACUGGUCGGACAAAGUUUUCGGUGAAAUGGGGAAGUGCCACAAUUGAGUAAAAGAGAAAUAGCUAAAGGCAUUUAUGUCGGGUACUUGAAUGGACUCAAGGGAAGCAGGCUGCGUUCGCACGUCGCUAGUGUUGAUUAUUAGAGUAUUACAUUAGCAUAAUAAACAGGGUCUGUCGUCUGCCAAUUUUUCAUCUCAAAUUGCAAGAGAGGGAUUUUGGCGGGAACUUGGCGUUAUAACAAAUCAACUUUAUCUUCUCCUAAAACCAUG